AUGGGUCGACCGCCCUCUCUUGUCCCGCCGUGCAGAUAUUGCCAAAGGCAAUUCAAGCGCCAGGAACACCUGCGAAGACAUGAGCGCACUCACACGCGUGAGAAGCCGUGCGUAUGUGAGUGUGGUGAAAGGUUUGCACGACAAGAUAUGCUAGCGCGACAUAAGCGCUCUUCACACAAAGCCACCCUUACACACUCUGAAGCUGGUGUAGAUGGCCCGUCUGUGAUCGAACAGAGUGGCGAAUUCCGCGAAUCUCCAUCCACUUGCCCGUCUGUUGCACCAGGCCAUGACGACUCAAGUCCUCGGAUCGAUGGUCUUGUGCCAACCCCGCAAGAUCUCUUGAGAGGGGGCACUGAAGGAAAUCCUAAUCCACCCUUGCCGUGGAAUGGUAACGAUGAUCUUGAUUUUCUUUUUUGGAAUGACUUAUGCCCAUUCUCGGCGUUCCUCCCUGAGAGCUCCUUCGACCCAAAUCUUUCCUUCGUGAACGCACCACAGGAACAUCAGUUUCCUCCUUUGGAGCAGCAAAACUCCCAGGCAAUCGCCCAAGGACAGCAUAACACCAACGACACACUGCCCACAAGCUCAGCAUACUAUCCCCCAACUCUAAGGGUGCCGUCUUCGCCUGGGAUGCGGAGCCUUUUCCCAGAACCGGCUUCAAUUAACGACAACUCACAUCUCGCUGCCAUAGACGAAACAGAUCCUUCUCAAAACCGUCAAUUGGAAGGAAAUUUCGAUCCCUCAAUUUCUCCAUGGAUAAUAGCAUCCUCAGAUUACGCAGUGCUGUUGAAUCAGAUCAACGAGCUUGGCACCCUCUUACCACCAUCCUUCUCUUUACCCUCACGCUACACCCUUUCUCGAUUUCUAGAGGGGUUCUUCCGAGGCUAUCAUGACCACUUGCCAUUCUUGCACGUUCCCUCAUUCUCCAUCUUAUCGCACGGACCGGAAAUUGUACUACCACUGGCUGCUGCAGGAGCGUUCUAUCGCUUUGAGCACGGAAAGGGGUACGCAAUCUACCACGCUGCACGCUCCUUGAUCAAUUCGCAGCUAGAACGACAAAACAGAGAAGCAAUCGCCAAUUUGGCGAAGACCUCACCCGGCUCUGCCUCUACUUCGAGCAUCAAUGGCCACCCUCACGGCUUCACUGAGGGUAGUGAAAACCAAGCCGCUCAAUUUAGGCCAAAUAAAAUGACCCAAUACUCAUUGUCCUUGCGUUUGUUGCAAGGGCUCAUUGUGUUGAUGACGUUGGCUUCAUGGGGGAAUCGCUCUGUGGUGGGAGACGCAAUCGCGAUAUCGGGUCAAGUUGCCAUGCUGGCACGCGACCUGGGCAUAUCGGCACAGGAUGCUGAUCAUGAAACAAAGUCAUGGGACAACUGGGUCGAGCAAGAAGAACGACGCAGAACGCUAUGGGUAGCUUUUGCUCAAUUUAAUCUGCAAAGUAUAGCAUUCAAUGUGCCGCCUAUGAUCUUGAACCAAGAGGUCUACCUUACUCUGCCAGCCUGUGGCGAAGAAUGGAAAGCACGUGAUGCCCGAGCUUGGAUGAGCAUGCGGAAAUUGCAUACGCCUGACCCUCGAAGUUUCCAGCAGGCGUUAAGGCAACUUCGCCAGGGCCACCAGAUCCAUAAGCCAAGUGCGAUGUCUGCUUUCGCGAAUUAUGUCUUGCUUCACGGCUUACUACAAGAGAUCUUCUUCGCCCGCAACAUAACAUCUCUAGACCAAUACCCUAGCUCCAUUCAAGAUGGCCACGCUCGUGUGAUGGAAACAGCUCUACAAGCAUGGCAAAACUCCUGGGGGGCAACUUAUGAAUCAACCAUAGAUCCACUAUCACCCAGAGGCCCAUUGGGAUUCAACGCUAGAACUCUGUUACAGUUAGCUUACGUUCGCCUGAAUGUCGAUAUAGGGCCUCAUCGUCAACUGGUAUCUCACAAUCCAGCGGAAAUAGCCCACAGGCUUGUCGACUGCAAAACUAUUGCCUUCCGGCGAUCGCCUUCCGUUGACCGUGCGAUUCUUCAAUGCAUCCACGCGCUAAGCAUUCGGGUUCGCUUAGGGGUCCACUUUAUCGCGCACACUCAAAUCUCAAACUGGAGUAUGCAGCAUUCACUCUGUAACCUUGAAUGUGCAUUCCUUCUUAAUCACUGGCUUCAAGACAUUGCCCAGUGUAUCGACACUUCGGGUCUCCAAACUAUACGGGACGAGGAGCGCAAGCUACUUAGUAUCAUCCAUAGCAUUGUCCGAGAAGCGGAUCUGACAGACCUCUCAGACUGGCCAGAUGACAAUGCAGCUGCGGUUCGUCGUCUGGCAGUAUGUACCGCGCGACUGUGGGCUGAAACAUACAAGGGCCACCAUAUAUUCGAGAUAUCUCGCGUUGUUGGCGAGACACUUCUGAUGAUUGUAGAUAUUUUAGGUGCUCGACUGCCAUUUCCAACAUGA
Messenger RNA from Aspergillus steynii IBT 23096, 2427 nucleotides. RefSeq names its product FTFMHR domain-containing protein. The transcript is spliced from 3 exons. Bases 1 to 2427 code for a protein of 808 amino acids. Gene Ontology annotation, molecular function: RNA polymerase II cis-regulatory region sequence-specific DNA binding; DNA-binding transcription factor activity, RNA polymerase II-specific; zinc ion binding. The record is from RefSeq and is a predicted model, not a curated record. Gene Ontology annotation, biological process: regulation of transcription by RNA polymerase II; DNA-templated transcription. Lineage: Eukaryota; Fungi; Ascomycota; Eurotiomycetes; Eurotiales; Aspergillaceae. Gene Ontology annotation, cellular component: chromatin.